Aureobasidium musti is the source of this 1343-nucleotide messenger RNA. Lineage: Eukaryota; Fungi; Ascomycota; Dothideomycetes; Dothideales; Saccotheciaceae. The record is from the annotation of a GenBank genome assembly.
UCAUGGAUGUCUUCCAGAAGUGUUUGGCUAUCGCCAAGGACCCGUGGCAUACCAGUUGGAUAUGUCCACUGCUCCUGCUAGCCGAUGCAGGCCUGACUGCCUUGAUCGUGUGGAAAGUACCNAUGUACGCAACUCUUCGCAGCAAGCAAACACACCUGCAAAACUCAAAUCCUAAUGUGCUUGAAAUCCUAGAUACCGAAAUCGAUUGGACGGCAUAUGUGGAACAGGUUACACAAUAUCUUGCUGGAGAGCGCGACUAUACCAAGAUCCAGGGAGGUACGGGGCCUUUGGUCUACCCCGCGGCCCAUGUCUACAUCUACGAGAUGCUAUAUCGGUUCACCGAUCAAGGAACCAAUAUCCUGUUUGCACAGAUCAUUUUUGGCGUCCUCUACCUCAUGACGCUUGCUGUGAUACCACCCUAUGUGUUUCCAAUGCUCAUCUUGUCCAAGCGCACGCACUCAAUUUUCACGCUGCGUUUGUUCAAUGAUUGCUUUGCUGUCUUCUUUUUCUUCUUGGCCAUCUACUGCUACCAGAAGCGAUGGUGGAUCGGUGGGUCAGUGAUCUACUCGAUCGGUCUGGGAGUUAAGAUGAGUUUAUUGCUUGCAUUGCCUUCUGUCGGGAUUGUGCUUCUGCAAGCAAUUGGUGCGAGUGAUGCAAUCGGCCAUGCUUCACUGAUUGUCUUGAUACAGGUGUGUACUGAACAUGGUAACGCAGGGCCGUAUACUGACGAGACACAGGUUCUAAUUUCGUUACCAUUCACGCUGCACAAUCCACAGGGCUACCUCUCACGAGCAUUCGAGUUCACAAGACAGUUCUUCUUCAAGUGGACAGUCAACUGGCGCUUCGUAGGCGAGGAAACAUUCCUCUCAAAGCGAUUUGCAUUGACCUUGCUGGCUGUUCAUGUUUCUCUACUCGUCCUGUUUUCUACGACCCGCUGGCUGAAGCCUUCAAGGCAAUCUCUCACAGAAAUUGUCAGCUCGAUCUUCAACCCUCCAUCAAAAGCGCAGCAAGCACAGAUCUCGGCGAGAGUGACACCAAGAUUUAUCCUGACGACCAUUCUCUCAGCCAAUGCGAUCGGCAUGCUGUGUGCAAGAUCGCUGCACUACCAGUUUUAUUCUUGGAUUGUGUGGGCGACUCCUGCUCUUCUCUGGCGUGCGGGUUACCACCCAAUCCUCCAGUAUGCAUUGUGGGGAGCGCAAGAAUACGCUUGGAACGUCUUCCCCAGCACUAACUUCAGCUCGAUGGUUGUGGUGCAGGUUCUUGCGGCGACUGUAGCAGGUGUGUGGUAUGGAACAAGAAAGGAGGCCGUUGACACUGUGUCGGAGAAGCACCAGCAUGUAGAG